UUUUUUACAACCGUACACAUGAGUGAGGUGAAGAGCCACUCUAUAACUUAUUACGUAUUCCAAGGUGAUCAUCAUCGGCGAGUAGCACUGAACUGUUCAUUAUAUAAAAAGUACAAUGCUUACCAAACGCUUGACCACUGGUGUACCAAAGAUUUUCAAACGCAACAUUGGUAUUGUUGCACCUGCAUGGAAGCAAGCAAGUGAUCCAAUCCAACAACUGUUUCUUGACAAAGUUCGUGAAUAUAAACAAAAGAGCGCUGGUGGAAAAUUAGUUGAUCCCACACCCGAAACCGAAAAGGAAGCCAAAACUGAACUUGAGAGGCUUGCUAAACAGUUUGGUUCUAUGGACAGACGUGCCAUGGCAGAAUUUCCCAAAAUAUCUUUCAAAGAACCAAAAAUAGAACCUUAAAUAGAACUGAAUGAAAUACACAUGAUUAGAACAGAUGUAUUGAAAUUGUUACAUAUAAUAUUAAGCAAUCAAUUGUAAAAAUAUACAUGUGAAAUUGUAUAUACAGGUGUAAAUUAAAUACCAUCUUCCCUGAA
This is a messenger RNA of Megalopta genalis, 543 nucleotides long. Its product is annotated as ATP synthase, coupling factor 6. Gene Ontology annotation, molecular function: proton transmembrane transporter activity. Gene Ontology annotation, biological process: proton motive force-driven ATP synthesis. Lineage: Eukaryota; Metazoa; Arthropoda; Insecta; Hymenoptera; Halictidae. Gene Ontology annotation, cellular component: proton-transporting ATP synthase complex. The record is from RefSeq and is a predicted model, not a curated record.